CAAAAGUUUUCCUCCGACUCGCGAAAAGAGGAGUCGACAUGGAAGAAACGGAGCUGUUUGUGUGAAUAAACCAAAAGACUGCCGAAAACACUCCGCACACGGUAAAAGAAUGAUAACAUAGCUGUGUGCUGCUGGUUUUCUGUGUGAGAGGAAAAACCUCAAACUGUGGGGAAAGUUUGAAGGCUGCGGCGGCUAUGGCGCGGGACAGCGACGACCCCGGGAUGGCCAAAGCCCCAAAAGUCAAACGGCAAAGAAAGAAGAAACCCAAGGAGAACAAAACCAGGACUGUCCACGCAAACAUACUGUAUGACCACGCUAAAGGAGAGGAAAACCCGAACCGACACUAUGCAAACAACAAGAUUAAGACGACCAAAUACACCGUGCUGUCUUUCCUGCCAAAGAAUCUUUUUGAACAGUUUCAUCGCUUCGCCAAUGUUUACUUUGUCUUCAUCGCUUUGCUGAAUUUCGUCCCGGUUGUGAAUGCCUUUCAGCCGGAACUUGCUCUGGCUCCUGUGGUUUUUAUUUUGUCCGUCACUGCCAUCAAAGACUUGUGGGAGGACUACAGGAGACACAGGUCGGAUAAAGAAAUCAAUCACAUGGACUGUCUGGUCUACGGCAG
Plectropomus leopardus (leopard coralgrouper) is the source of this 619-nucleotide messenger RNA. The record is from RefSeq and is a predicted model, not a curated record. Lineage: Eukaryota; Metazoa; Chordata; Actinopteri; Perciformes; Serranidae.